Dacryopinax primogenitus is the source of this 2246-nucleotide messenger RNA. RefSeq lists its product as uncharacterized. The coding region runs from base 600 to 2246 and encodes 548 amino acids. NCBI's taxonomy places the organism in Eukaryota, Fungi, Basidiomycota, Dacrymycetes, Dacrymycetales, Dacrymycetaceae. The transcript is spliced from 6 exons. The record is from RefSeq and is a predicted model, not a curated record.
GAUCUGGUGAGUGUCCUACCACUGCGCGUCUUCUGCACGCUAAAUGUACGUAUCGGCCACAUGCACCGUAUAAUCUGUUCCUCGGUAUGAAGACGCUUUCGCCUGUUUUGAUCUGUGGUGUGGAUUGACCAUUUCUUGCCGAAGCUACGGACUCUAAGGUGAUGCGCGACUGGCUGUCUCCCGUCAGCGGCGUCUCGCAGACCGGAGGCAGGCGACUUCACCUCGAUCAGUUCGUGGAGUCCUGUAUUUAAACAGUGAUACUUCAUCACAUACGAAAGAAUUCAACAUCGAGUCGCUGUUAUUGCGGAAAUCAACUUUGAGCAAUUACGGCAUUGACAAUACAUUUCAUCACAUUCUGACGGCUGUGAAAAACAAAGCCAGAAAGAAGCAGCGGAAGCAAGGCCAUGCGGUAUAUCACCUUCGCUUCCCGCGGGGACUAGGUGAUACUCCGCCAGCGUCCUUGUCGCACUCUUCAACAACUCUGCUAUGGCCGUCGUAUAUAAGUUGGCUGGCGCUGAUGGCGAUCUUAUCAAGUCUUCGGACACCUGGGCUCUCCAUACGAACUCCUGCGCUGGCUGCAUCGCUCUUCGUCUUCGAACAUGGACUUUCCACACACUGAUAUCGACUUUGGCUUCCCCAACGAGCCCACUCUGUCAGCUGAGGAAUGGGAUGACUUCUGGAAGGAUGCAAUACCCACUAAUGGAAGGGAGGACCUGGUCCCGACUGCUAUGGAUGGACCUAGUUAUCCACCACCUCCGGUCAUCGUGACCCCAUCGGAAUCUCCUGUCGCACAAGGAGCCAUACAAUUCCGCAACCCUCAAACACCACAAAUCGUCAUCCCAUUCAAUACCUGUGCUUCGACGCCUUUCACACCCUCGCACUCCAUUUCACCAGACGACCUCACCCACUCUCAUUCUAUCCGGUCGUCGAUCUCCGCCCUUCCAGAAACUCCAUCCCCUGUGUCGCCGAAUGAUGGUCGCGGGCCGAUCAUCACUGGGCUUGACAGCCCGUUCCGGGAGUCGAGGUUGAAAGGGAAUGGGAAAGGCCCGGAGCUGCAGAUUGCCCGAAGCUUGACGGCUAGUCGCCGUUUGAGCAACGUCCUUGGACGAAGCAGAUCAGAUAGCAACAUCCUUGCUCCCUCGACGCAUCCUUCCAGCACAGUUCAGCAAUGGCUGCAAGAGAGCAGCCCAGUGGGACAACCGACGAACGGGCUUGGGAUCAGUUUCCCGGAGACAGUCACUCCGAGACAGUUUGAGUUUUUUCAAACCGGAUAUCAAGCCUUUGCAGGCCCAUCACGCAAACGACGCCACCCAGAUUCGGAGGCGCAUAGCCCGCUAGACCUCACGUCCCCAAAAGGCAACACAAGCCCAGCGGCGGAGGCGGCGAUCCGAGCGCUGCACCAGCUUUCCGUUGGUUUCCUGCCCGUGCCUUCAGGUUCAGCCCCGUUCGGGUACCCGCCUUUGAGCUUUGCCCAGCCGCAGCUUGCGGGUGCUGGGCCCGCGUUCGAGUAUGAUCCCGAGUUCGAGGAGCGUCCGAGGAAGAAGCGCCGAACAGCACGCAAGCCCACCUCGUUCCGCAAGCCUAAGCAGGACGAGAGCAUCAUCUACCAUCCAGAUGGGAGCAUGGACGUCACCGGCUGGUUCCUCUGCCCUUACCGGUGGCCUAACGACCCGAGCUAUACGUGCCGCCACCUAGCUAAGGACGCGAACGACGCCUUACGCCACUGCUUGGCAGUGCAUUUGCCGCAGGAGGAAGCGCUCCUCCGUCAAUGGGACGCGCGGGGAGUGGCGAGCGACGAAAGGCACGUUCUCCCGCUCCUUGAGGCUGGAGGGGAGUACUUCUCCCUCUAUUGCACGUAUGAAGGAUGCAAAGAUCGGAUAUUUCAUGGAUCUAGGGCUUGGGAGAGCUUUUGCACGCAUAGGGACUCUCAUGGGCCUUCUGGGCAUGGGCUGGUGCCUAGGCUCCAGAGAGCGUCAGACGAGGAAGUCCUAACGCACACGUUUAACCAGCCGGAUAAAUGGCUUCCAUUCCCUUCUUCUGCUAUAGGGGCAGGGACAGAAGCAGGGAUGUGGCCUAGGAGAGUGGACGCAAGAGCGAGGAACGUCGCUGAGAAGAGGUGGAAACGGACGGUUGCGCUCCAGGUUACGAAGGUGUAUGAUUCGUGGCAAGGGGGGUUUGAGGUCACGAGGAGACAUGCGGGUGCGGAGCAGAAGUUGAGGAUGGUUGUUCGGAGGGAGGUGAUGUAG